Messenger RNA from Dreissena polymorpha, 1446 nucleotides. RefSeq lists its product as uncharacterized. The record is from RefSeq and is a predicted model, not a curated record. The coding region runs from base 211 to 1446 and encodes 411 amino acids. NCBI's taxonomy places the organism in Eukaryota, Metazoa, Mollusca, Bivalvia, Myida, Dreissenidae. The transcript is spliced from 2 exons.
UGUUGCUUUAAAUAUACUGAUAUACAUACAUUAUCAAUUGAUUAAUUAUCGCGUAUUUAAAUAUUUUAGGAUUUGGAAAGUAUCAUCUCAGACCACUUUGGUCGUACCCCGGCGAGUACACCCGUUUGUUUCCAGACAUUGGAGGCGAGUGACGAGAGCGACGUGGAUACAAGCAGCUACGCCGACAUCUGUCAGGGUCGUGUGAGGUCUAUGGUGAGUGAAAAUAUUGAUGCGAGUGUUGACAACGAUAGCAACAACGAAGACGAUCAAAUCGAUGGUCGAUCACUGUCAGAAGAUGAAAACCAUGUUCGCAACGUACCAAGCGCUGGCGUACAUGAACAAGGAGAGUGUGACCCUGAUUGGUUGGCUGUAGAGCAUUUCAUGAAGGGAUGUGGAUGUGGCAGGCAUUGUCAAAAGAACUUCACACCAUCUUCGGUGUAUCAGUCCAUUUUAGACAUGUGUGAGAAGAGUAAAGAUGAAAAAGAAAUGUUUCUUAUGGGGAUUUUAAGUAAUUGUUUGGAUACCUCUUCUAGCACUAAGAGAGGGAAGAAAGGUUUCCGCGUGCGCACACACUUUGCAAUUAAUGGUGCUUCAGUGUGUAGGGAAACUUUUCAGCUGUUUUUUGACGUUAAACGUGCUGUUCUAUAUGCGCUGAUACAGACAGUAAAUCAGGGCGGCUGUACACCGAGAACGCACGGGAACAGAGGGCGAAAACCUAAACACGCACUAAUGUUUGAUGAUGUGAAUCGGGUUGUGCAGUUCAUCAUGAACACAUCCGAAGAAAUCGGACUGCCAUACCCAGCAGCUCCAAGGGGAAAAGACAAUAUUCCAAUCGUCUUCCUUCCAUCAAGCACAACAAAGUUGCAUUUACAUGCGCACUAUAGCUCUGCUUGUGAAGAGAGAAAUGUGCGGUGCGUGAAAAUUUCGGCAUUCAAAAGCAUCUUGUUGCACUGCGUUCCGCACAUUAAAAUUGCAAAACCAAGAGAGGACGUUUGCGGCACCUGCGAGCGACUUCGAAGGGACAUCGUGGGCGCUGUGACAGAAGACGAGAAGCUACAUGCACUGACAGCAAUGGAGACGCACAUCACUGACGCUCGCAAGGAAAGAAACGUGUGCUUAAACUGUGUUCAGAUGGCCGUUUCUGACCCAGUGCGAUAUUGCCACUUCACGUUUGACUUUUGUCAAAGUGUAAGUUUACCACACUACGGCAGACAGAUGGGCCAAAUAUAUUUUAUGACACUCAGAAAAGUGCAGAUCUUCGGUUUCCGCAAAAGUGGCGAUAAACAACUGAACUUUCUAAUCGACGAGAACGAAACCCAUGGGAAAGAUGGCAAGAUGACGCACGGCCCAAACGCAGUGCUUUCCAUGAUAGAUUGGGCACUGGAAGCAACGUCAAAUCAAUCUAGGUCAUUCAUUAUUCACGCCGAUAACUGUCCAGGUAAUUAA